CAGCUUAUGCGGGUUAGAUCUCGCUGCACCCUCCUCCGAGUGGCUUUCCGCACUGCCCCACUCUUGUGCCCCAAGCCGAGCGCUGGCCUUUUCGCCGCUCGACCCGCACCGCGUCCGCGCUUCCAGACUUCGGGUUCUCUUAAAUGUUUUCUUGGAACCUUGAAGAUGGAAAUGACAUCUCUGAAACGUGGGUGCCUUGUUGUUGAAGAUAAUGACGGUGAGGCCCCAGCUGAGGAAACAAAAAAACAGAGGAUCUCAUUGGACUGUUGUCUGACCAAAGGUCAGGAUGGACUAGGAAAUGAAAAUCUACCCAGUAGUGAGAAUGAGCCUGGGCUACCAGAUACUGUAAGUGCAGGAAAAGGUAAAAAGAAUUCUGAUGGUCAGUUGGAGGAAGAGGAGGAGGAAGAUGGCCUUUCAGAGGAGGACACUGAGGAGGAAGAACCAGAGAGUUUUGCAGACAUGAUGAAGCAUGGACUCACUGAACUUGAUGUAGGCAUCACCAAGUUUGUAAGUUCUCAUCAAGGAUUCUCAGGAAUCUUAAAAGAAAGAUAUUCUGACUUCAUUGUUCAUGAAAUAGGAAAAGAUGGACGGAUCAGCCAUUUGGAUGACUUGUCUGUUCCAGUGGAUGAAGAGGAUCCUUCUGAAGAUGUAUUUACAGUUUUGACAGCUGAAGAAAAGCAGCAAUUGGAAGAGCUGCAACUUUUUAAAAAUAAAGAAACCAGUGUUGCCAUUGAGGUUAUUGAAGACACCAAAGAGAAAAGAACCAUCAUCCAUCAAGCUAUUAAAUCUCUGUUUCCAGGAUUAGAAACAAAAACAGAGGAUAGAGAUGGCAGAAAAUACAUCGUAGCCUACCAUGCAGCUGGAAAAAAGGCUUUGGCAAAUCCAAGAAAACAUUCUUGGCCAAAAUCUAGGGGAAGUUACUGCCACUUUGUUCUAUACAAGGAAAACAAAGACACCAUGGAUGCUAUUAAUGUACUGUCCAAAUAUUUAAGAGUCAAGCCAAACAUAUUCUCCUAUAUGGGAACCAAAGAUAAAAGGGCUAUAACAGUUCAAGAGAUUGCUGUUCUCAAAAUAUCUGCACAGAGACUUGCCCACCUGAAUAAGUGCUUGAUGAACUUUAAGCUAGGAAAUUUCAGCUAUCAAAAAAACCCUCUGAAAUUGGGAGAGCUUCAAGGAAAUCACUUCACUGUUGUUCUCAGAAACAUAACUGGAACUGACGGCCAAGUACAGCAAGCUAUGAACUCCCUCAAGGAUAUUGGAUUUAUUAACUACUAUGGAAUGCAAAGAUUUGGAACUACAGCCGUCCCUACAUACCAAGUUGGAAGAGCUAUUCUACAAAAUUCCUGGACAGAAGUCAUGGAUUUAAUACUGAAACCCCGUUCUGGAGCCGAAAAGGGGUACUUGGUUAAAUGCAGGGAAGAAUGGGCGAAGACCAAAGACCCAGCUGCUGCCCUCAGAAAACUACCUGUCAAAAGGUGUGUGGAAGGGCAGCUGCUUCGUGGACUUUCAAAAUAUGGAAUGAAGAAUAUAGUCUCUGCAUUUGGCAUAAUACCAAGAAAUAAUCGCUUAAUGUAUAUUCAUAGCUAUCAAAGCUAUGUGUGGAAUAACAUGGUGAGCAAGAGGAUAGAAGACUAUGGGCUACAACCUGUUCCAGGGGACCUUGUUCUCAAAGGAGCCACAGCCACCUAUAUUGAGGAAGAAGAUGUUAAUAAUUACUCCAUUCAUGAUGUAGUAAUGCCUUUGCCUGGUUUCGAUGUUAUCUACCCAAAGCAUAAAAUUAGUGAAGCCUACAGGGAAAUGCUCACAGCAGACAACCUUGAUAUUGACAACAUGAGACACAAAAUUCGAGAUUAUUCUUUAUCAGGGGCCUACCGAAAGAUCAUUAUUCGUCCUCAGAAUGUCAGCUGGGAAGUCGUUGCAUAUGAUGAUCCUAAAAUUCCACUUUUCAACACAGAUGUGGACAACCUAGAAGGGAAACCACCACCAGUUUUUGCUUCUGAAGGCAAAUACAGGGCUCUGAAAAUGGAUUUUUCUCUUCCUCCUUCUACAUAUGCUACCAUGGCCAUUCGAGAAGUGCUAAAAAUGGAUACCAGUAUCAAGAACCAGACCCAGCUGAAUACAACUUGGCUCCGCUAAGUAGUACCUUAUCCACAUACCAGAAAAUGCAGACAAGUGUUUGCUACCCAGCCUCCUGUUCAUUUUUCUCUUUGGUCAGACCCAUAUAUGGAUUUUCAAUCUUUGUAGUAAAAGAUUAUUUGUAUUUUUUAAAGUUUUUAUUAGCUUAAAGAAAUAAUUUGCAAUAUUUGUACACAUACACAAAUACUUAAUAUCCUGAUUUUAGCUCGGAGGAUGUAAAUUGGUCAAAAUAUACUUUAGGUGCUUAAAUCAUAGUAUAAUAUCAGCUUUACUGGCUUUAUAUAAUAAAGACUUUGGUUUAAAGUAGAAGUUUUAGGUUUGCUACAUAUCUGAAACACAACAGGAAUUUUUAACACAUUCAUGAAUGAAGCACAUGACAGUGGGUUUUAAGAGCAAAUGCAACAAAACAAGUCUUGACUAUGGAUGAACAAUUUGAGAGUCCCUACUUAUAAUGCAGUGCUCAUACUGGCUUAAAUGAUAAUACAACCUCUAUAGGCUAUAAACACAAAAGUGAUUGUCAUUAUGCAGCUCUUGUACCUGAUUCAGGUAAGCAUUUGUAUACUGUUUAAGUUUGCGAUGGGUUUGAAUUUAUAUUAUCAACUCUUUAAGGAGAGUUGUAUUAAUAGGGCCUUUUUUCUUGUAAAUAUGUGUAGUUGUUUUUUAUUGGCUAAGGUCUAAUUUUACUCUAGGUGCCUUUUAUGUUCAGAACUCUUUCCACUGAACUGGUGUUUGCUUAAAAAUAAAUAAUGGCAAAGAAGAAAACUAAAAAUUUAUGAGGGCUCCUUCUAUCAGCAACAUUUAACCUUCGGCACCAACUACUUACUCCAUUUCUAGCACUGCAUAACAGUUUUCUCUGGUAUGAAUGGUUAGAUUAGCCUUUCCAAAGUUGUGUACAUAAUUGUACCAGUUUUUGUUUCCUAUCAUUUCUAGAUUCAAAUGUAAUAAAUAUUUUUUUAAAAACUCCUUUCUACUGAUUAUGUAAAUAAGUCAAAUACCUAAAACUGGGUGCAAGUGAUAAUUUUGUCCCUGACUAAAGAAAGGCAAGGGCAUUGGUGGCUCCUGCCUAUAAUCUUAGCUA
Messenger RNA from Castor canadensis (American beaver), 3214 nucleotides. RefSeq names its product pseudouridine synthase 7 (gene Pus7). Gene Ontology annotation, cellular component: nucleus. Gene Ontology annotation, molecular function: RNA binding; pseudouridine synthase activity. Lineage: Eukaryota; Metazoa; Chordata; Mammalia; Rodentia; Castoridae. Gene Ontology annotation, biological process: pseudouridine synthesis. The record is from RefSeq and is a predicted model, not a curated record.